AUGACAGUUGAUGAAUCUGAGCUUCUCACUGUGCCAGAUGGAUGGAAAGAGCCAGCCUUCACAAGAGAAGAUAAUCCCAAAGGGCUGCUGGAAGAAAGCAGUUUUGCGACAUUAUUCCCAAAGUACAGAGAAGCGUACUUGAAAGAGUGCUGGCCGCUCGUCCAGAAAGCCUUGGGUGAACAUUAUGUGAAUGCAACGCUGGAUCUAAUUGAAGGAAGCAUGACUGUCACUACAACUAAGAAGACUUUUGAUCCGUAUGCAAUCAUCAGGGCUAGAGAUUUAAUAAAACUUCUGGCAAGAAGUGUUCCAUUUGAACAGGCAGUUCGUAUCCUUCAGGAUGAUGUUGCCUGCGACAUCAUUAAAAUAGGCUCUCUGGUGAGGAAGAGAGACACUUUUAUAAAAAGAAGAGGACGGCUUCUUGGGCCCAAAGGAUCUACUCUGAAGGCCCUGGAACUGUUAACAAACUGUUAUAUUAUGGUGCAAGGCAACACUGUUUCAGCUCUUGGACCUUUUAGUGGGCUAAAAGAGGUUAGAAAAGUUGUUCUGGACACAAUGAAGAAUAUACAUCCCAUAUAUAACAUUAAGACUUUGAUGAUCAAAAGGGAACUAUCAAAAGAUCCUGAAUUGAGGUCACAAAGUUGGGAAAGAUUUUUGCCUAAGUUCAAGCGGAAGAACUUGAAAAAACGCAAGGAGCCAAAGAAGAAAAAUACUAAGAAGGAGUACACGCCGUUCCCACCUCCGCAGCCAGAAAGCCAGAUUGAUAAAGAAUUGGCAAGUGGUGAAUACUUCUUGAAAGACAGGCAGAAGAAACGAAAGCGAGUGGAAGAAAUAAAGGCAAAGCAAGCAGAUGCAAUCAAGAAAAGACAAGAAGAAAGAAAUAAAGCUUUUAUCCCACCAAAGGAAAAGCCAGUUGUGAAAACAAAGAAAGCUUCUACUGAGAAAAAAAUUGAUAUUGAAGCCAUCAAGGAGAAGGUAAAGAAUGCAAAGAAGAAGAAAUUAGGAGCACUUCCUGUGGAAGAAGUCAAGUUAAAAAUGGCAGCAGAUGAAAAGAAAAAAAAGAAAAAGAAGUAAUUCACCAGUUGAGAUGCUCACUUUUUUCCUAUGUUAAUGGACAUUUUCACACUUGGAAGAUUGGAGACUUCUUGCUGUCAGUGUAAUAUGGACAAGAAAAGACUAGGUAGAAAGUUCAUUCUCUUUUCAUAAGUACACUUUAAUUAGUGGACCUGAAGCAGCUGUGCAAAAUUGCCAGGGUUGGUGAAGAAAAUCUGUGCUGCUGUGUUGUUUGAGAAGGUAAGAGAGUGUAUUUGGACAAUGUCCAUCUGCCUAAAGGGAAGGUUUCGUAAUAGAAACAUUUAGGAUUUUAAUGCAGGAUGUUAAACAUUAGGGUCAGAGAACUCAGUGGGAGUUCAAGGUAAUUUUUUUGUGAAAGACCACCAGACUAUAUGCAGCCUCAGUUACGGUGAUAACUUUUGCAAAACGGGCAAGACUUACUACUAUAUUAUGCUUUUGUUUCUGUAAAAGCUGGUAAUUUUUGCAUGUCUCGUUUUGGCGUUAAUAAACUAUUUUAAUACAUUGUUCUUAAAUCCUUUAGUUAGUUAUCUACUGCACAACUUACGUGUUGUUUUCCAGGAAACAAGCUCACACUUCAUGUGACAAUUAAAGAAACAAUAAUCUUAAUUGAAUGCCAUUAAUAAAUUGACAUUUAUUAGCAUUGUCCUAGAGCUUGUUAGGCAGAAUGUGGUUCAAACCAAGUGUCUUUCCACCUGGAAUGUGCUGCAGGGAAAGCAUAAAGUCUUGUUACCUUUCUUUAAAUAUAUUAUUAAUGUAUUUCUUGCUUGCAGGAAAGUCUAAGAAACUGUAUUCCUCUUUUUUUUUCUUUUUUGAGGCCCUUCCCCCUUUUUUAAAGGAAGUCUAGAGGUUUUUAGCGUCCUGCAAAUUGUGACGAAAUAAAGUUCACUGAAGAGCAGAUGUUGCUUAUUUUGUACAUCUGAGAUUAAAGGACCAAAUGUAAUGAUUAGGAGGUGGUAGAGCCACACCGAUUUCAUGAUUGUUUUGGAAUGGUUUUGCCAGGUUUUGGAGUUUUGAUCACCUGCAUGUGCGGUGGAAAUUAUUGUGGUAGAACACUGCGACUUGCUGCUUUUAGGUUAGUGACUUUUUAUUUGAAACUAGUAAGUGAAGACACAGCCACUUCCUUUUUUGCGUGUAUAAGAGUAUAGUAUAUAUGUGGUUAUAUAGCCAAGUACGUGUGCGUUGCAAAAUAGCUAAGAUGCUUGCCCUUCAGGGCAGGGGACAACACUAACCUUAGCGUGCCUUUCAGUUCCGUGAUCACUUCUUGGCACUUAAUUGUUAAGGAAAAAACACUCUCAAUCCUUUUCGGGACUGCAUUGUUCAUAAACAGCGGUUUAAUUACUUGUGAAAUCAAUCAGGAAAAUACUGCUUCAACAGAUACUUCACUGAGAAUAUGAUAGUAAGUCACAAACACCCAUCUCGGAAACUGCAGUGACCUGAUGGGUUUAGCGAUGCCAGCACUAUGAAAAGCUUUUUAGAAACACCAGCUGGUGUUCAGCAGUGUACAGGGGUGACCUGAGUUCCGUACCAGUCAGGUAGUUCAGACCUCUCAUAUAGUGAAAGGACUUACUUCAACAGGAGGCGCUGCAGUACAUGAGUUUAGAUGUCUGUUCUCACCGCGUGAUCCCACGGAUGAGCGCUUCAGUGGAAGCGUCAGCAGAGCUAGAAGCCAGUGAGGAGGAGCCUAUUUUUGGAAAGAGCAUGAGUGUGUUAGGGAUGGGAGAGUCCUUGAUUCUAGUCUCAACUGGAUGAGGUCCCUUCCACCGCAGAGGACUGGCACAGGUGUUCCCCUGUUUGUUGUUUAAAAAAUUAAAAACAAGUGCUGGGCUGGUUGCCCUGCCCUGGUCUUGCAGGCUGGCUUUUCACUUCAGGAACCUGAUCUAGCUGAAAGCACCCUAUGAAAAAGUGUUUUCCAGCUGCAUCAGUUAACUGCCUGGUAGCCUGAGUUGCAGUACGGGAAAACAUAGCUCAGCUUGGUGGCAGCUUGACCUUAAAUUAUAUAUACUUCCAUUGUGCUUUUUUAAUUUAGAACCCACAGCUGAGGCAUCUGUGUAGCUUUUGCAUCAAAUCCCUUUCCAUAGUAAAACUCUUAACAGACUUGAGGGAGUCUUGUCCUCCUGUUGUAAUGGAGUAAAAAGGCUUCGCGUUGUGUUUAAUCUUUUUCAGUUGUUACGGUUGACAGGUCUCAAGGAUUGUUGGUUGGACAUUUACUUACUUAAACUGGAAAAUCAAGAAAGCUUACUCGUAUUCCUGUAGGCAAGGUAAACCAAAGGAUUUGACUGCCUAGAGUCCAUAUCUGAAUGGUAACUGGCUGCGUGGGCGCUCACUGUUGGUGCUUUUUGCACCCGUUUUCUCAGAGAGCACGGCUAUACAGUUCUAACACUUGUGUAAAAAGUAAAGAACAGAAAACAAAGUGGAUUUGGAAGGGUGAAAAAGGUCUUUCGGUAUUUUCAGAACAGCUUGAACUAUUGCAGACUGUCUCCUUAAACUGAUUUUAGAGUUUACAGACUUGCAAGAAAGUACCCAAAGGCUGUAUUUAUAUUUCAGUGUUUUGCGUUUAUCAUAUGGAAUUCAUGGGCAUAUGCCAUAAGAUAAAUGUGGACAACUCA
Molecule: messenger RNA, 3677 nt
Organism: Egretta garzetta (little egret)
Lineage: Eukaryota; Metazoa; Chordata; Aves; Pelecaniformes; Ardeidae
Gene: KRR1
Product: KRR1 small subunit processome component homolog
Exons: 9
Coding region: 1-1071 (356 amino acids)
Cellular component (GO): small-subunit processome; nucleolus
Molecular function (GO): RNA binding
Source: RefSeq, a predicted model, not a curated record